UUCUUGGUCCUGAAAACAGACCAGCCAAGCAGUGGAGUUCCCGGGAGAGGAGCAGGAAGAGCCGCAACUCAGCAACAAACAACAACAACAACAACAACAACAGUGACGACACUUAACAUUAGACAACAAGAACAGCUGUCACACAGCAGCCGGGCUCUGUGUGUGUCUGCAGGACUCCUGGCAGCUCUGAGUGUGACGUGUCGAGGAGGGGAAGCUGGAGUCCCCCCGCUGCUCCGACAGAACUACAAGUAUUUUUGACCCCCUUAGCUGCUCACAGCAGGCCUUGUUCUGAGUGGCCAUGAUUGGGUUCCAUAAUUCCUCAAGUGGCCUUACCCUCCUGGUCCUCCUGACAGGGGCUACCUUCUUCCAUCUGUCCACCCCCAACUCAAUCAACACCCCUGGAGAUGUCAAUAACCGACACAGAGAUACUCCUCCGGGGCUACUAGAGUCAGGAGACAGGCAAAGAAAGGAUGAGGAGAGACAAUCAAUGCAGAAAGAAGAGGCAGAGGAAGAAGAGGAGCUUUUUAAAGAUGUGGAUCUCAAAACACUAGCAGCAGUUUUACUGGAGGCACUGAAUCGCUCACAAGUAGAGAAGAGGGGGGAGGGAGAGGAGCGGGAUGGGAGGGAAGAAGAGCUGAGGCUGAAGGCUGAGAAUGGGGAGGUUAAAAAAGAAGAGGCAUACAGAGAAGUUAGCACGAUGGAGGGAGCAGACCGAGUCAGAGAUGGACGGCAGGAGUUAGACCUGCUGAUGGCUGCACAAGGGAAGGAGCAUGAAAGAGAGGAGGAAGAGGAGAGAAGGAUAGCUCAGGAAGAAGAGGAGAAGAUGACAGAGAAGGUGACCAGUCGUACCACAAGCCAGACAGUCCAGGUCCAAACAGAGCAGCAGCCUGCCAGUCCAGAUGGAAAAGGGGAGAACAGGCAGCUCCAGCAGGGACCAAACAGCCCUGAACAAGGCAGCAACGAGGAGGAGGAGGAGCAGCUCAGUCCUGAGGAGCUGAAGAACCUCGAGACCAUGAUGAAGGAGUUUCCUCGUUUGAACACAGCCAUAAAGAAGGAGGGAGAUUCAGAGCAAAUCCAGAGAGAGAGCAGAGGCUACAGCAGCUACAACGACAUCAUACCAAUCAACAAAGGCAGCGACCUCACCAUGUCUAAGAAGAAACUGAAAUGGCAAGAGGAGACGCAGAAAGCCUUGACCUUUCCCAUAUUUAGGGGAGGCAAUUUUAUGGAUGACUUUGAAGACAGUAAUUAUGCUGGCAGUAAUCCAGCCCAGUCCCAGCUUCCCACAGAGCAGGAGGUGAUUCAUGAUAAUGAACCAGAGGAGGAGGAGGAAGAUGAGGAGGCGUUGAGUCCCGAAGAGGAGGAAGCUCAGGUCAAAGCAGAGCAGGAAGAGAUGAGGAGGCAGGCGGCUGAGGCACAGAGAGCCAAGAUGGAGGAGGAGAAGUUGGCCGACAUCGCCUCGGACAUGCUGCUGCGCUACAUGGUCAAACAGCAUAAUGGGCAUAAGAAGUACAGCUCAUCUUUGUCAAGCACUGCGGAGGACAAGAGGUCUGAUGAGGAAGUGACAGAGGAAGAUGAUAUUGAUCCCCAGACCAUCGACAAGCUGAUUGAGAUCUCCAGCAAGCUCCAUCUUCCUGCUGACGAUGUGGUGGAUAUCAUAAGCGAUGUGGAGAAGAAGAAGAAGAAAGACGUGCCGCUUGAGAGGCCGUCUCACUGGCAACGACCUCUAACUCCGCUGUCUCCUUCAUUCUCAUCUGCCAAUGGUGUUUCAACAUCCCAAAUAUCAACCAUCAAAAGUAGCUCCCCUGUCUCAAAGCAACCCUCUCCAGCUGUCAAUCUCCUCAAAACAUGGUUUCAGGAGAAAUCGCCAACAAAAUCACAAGAUUUCUGGAGCAAACCUGCAAAGCCUCUGCUAGCCAAUCAAAAUCUUUGGCCCAAACCUCAGAAGCCUCUGCCAGUCAAACAGGAACUCUGGCUCAAAUCACCCAAAUAUGUUGGGACCAGCUACCCUUUUUACCCCUACAAAUACCCAUCCCAUUACCAGAGGAAGCCCUACCCAGACUACUACCCCAUCUAUUUUCCUCCUCCCCUCAGACCCAAACAACGUUACUAUGUGCCCAAACCCAGUCUCACCCUUAACAACUUUCUGGGAAAUUCUGCAUUCACUUUCCCUCCCAAACGCCGUUACCACAACUGGGUCCAACCCCAGCUGCGAACCCCGCCUGCAGGUCUCCAGCAGAAGCCUUACUUCACCAGCUACCCCCUCCCACUUUACCCCUGGACAUUACCCAUCCCCAAACCACGUGCCCCUCCCCGUAUGCCGGUGAUCCCUCCUCAACAGAAGCAGUUUUAUGACUCAGCCCCGGCACCUGCAGUGACGAGAAAUAAUGAUUAUUAUGUGGCUGGAAAACCACACAGCAUCAACCGUGACGAUCUGGAGAAAUACAUACAGCAGAUACUAAUGAAGAGACCGCAAAUGUUGGACUAAAAGGGGAAUGAGAGGGGAGUGAGAAUAGGGAAAAUGGAAAAGAGAGAGAUGAGCAGAAAAGAGUGCAUUUCUUUAUGAUUUAGUUUUCACAUUAUUUUGUUUCGUUUUACAUAUGUAACAAUUUUUUUCACCUGUUGUGAUUGGCUGUGACUUGGACAAGGACAUUAUGAAGGACUGUUUUUCCAGUGUUAGUCUUGAUAAAAUGGAGAAUGAAAAGGAAGAAACACAUCUACACUCCUCCUCUGUGAAGGAGGGGAAACAGGAGGAAUGUGGUCUGUUGGAAAGCAUGAUGCUGCAGAGAUUCCUAUCAUGCUAGAACUUUUCAUCCAAACUCCCAGUAUGACAACAUUCUCCAUUUGGACAUUUUACAAUGCAAACAAAGGAGGACGCUUAAACAUGUUGUUACCUGAACCUUUAAAAAAUCUGUUUCCGAGUCAGAGAGUGAGAGUGGGAGGAAUCGUAGGCUGUGAUGGAUGGCUGAAAAAAAACAUUUGUGUAAUUAUCUUGGGCAGGGACAUUUGAAAUUAUUUUCAUAAUCAUACUAUUUCAGAUAUGACAUACACUCCAUGGCCAAAAGUAUGCGGACGUCAAACAUUCCAGCCAUGUGUGAUGGUUGAAAAUGCAAUUGCAAAGUAGGGACAUUAAUGUGCUUCUAGCCUCCACUCUUCUUCUCCCAUUCAGCCACACAUUUCUUUACAGAGCUGGCUUUGUGCACAGGGGCAUUGUCACGUUUAAAAAGGAAAGGGCCAAACACAAAGUGCUGAGACAAAGUUGGAAUCUCACUUUUUUUCCGAAAUAUUGUAUGUUUAAGAGUUCCUUUCAUAAAAGGGGCCUAACCUAAACAAAGAAAAAUAACUCCAGGCCACAGGGCGUCCAGAUAGUUGGCCACAUAGUUUAACAUCUGAGACACCUAUCAUCUCUUAGAUAUAAAAUCAUGACCAUACAUAAUCAGAAAAUGUUCUCAUGCUCAAACCACUUGCUAUGCUUAUCUCAUAAAACUGGUACAUUUUUAUGCAAAUGUACCAGUUUUGUGUUAUUUUGUAUGAAAAUGCAGCAAAAGCAAAGUUCCAUUAUGUAUACUCAAACACACAUACACAUGUCUUUGUAAUGAAAUUGAAUGCACCAAAAAGCAUAUUUCAUAAAAUGGCUGUGGAAGCCACUGUAAUGGCUUGGAUGACUCAUCCUUUUGCAUAACUUCAAUUACCUUGUUGCUAUGGUGCCAAACCCCUCUAUACCUCUAUAUAGCACCAUUUUACAUUUGAUGCCUUCAGAGGAGGAUGCAGUGGUAGAGGCACACUGUUCACUAGUUCAUUUCAGCUCAAUGAAGACCACUUAGAGUUCUUUUUAGUGUUCAACUUUUGUUUUUCAUUUAUUUUUAUCAACUCACAAGUUUUUGUUGUUAUCUAAAUGUUGCACAACCGUCGGUCACACAUGGUAUACAUUUGUAGGUGGGAAGUUGUUUGCAAACUCUGAGCAGAUAUCUGCUGCCUUACAUGUCACUGUGACACCCCUCCCAUUCUGUUUUGUUUUUUCCUCUUGUACCAUUUGAUAUUAUGGGUGACAUCAAGGCUGUAAUCACUAGUUGAAUGGAAGCGGAUGGGAUAAUGGAAAUGAUUCUCUGGGACUGAUCCCACUGGAGAUAGGAGCAUUUUGCUCACAUUCAGGUGAAUCUGAGUUUAAUUCACAAUUUUAAAAUCAUGAUGAUGGAAUAUUUGACUGCUUGGAUGACAGUGCUAUAAAAAUUACUAUAAAAAGGUUUUUUUAUCAUGCAAAAAAAAGGACUGUACUGCUGAGAUCUCCUUUCUUUUCUAAUAUAGCUACUGAUAAUCAGUGACAAAUAAACACUACCCUUUCUCCCUUUUUCAAAUAUGCCAUUGGGAAGCAGAGCAGAUGUUGCUCUUUGGUUUGUCUAUAUUGUUGACAUUUGUGUCCGGCUGUUGCUAAAGGAUGAGUCUUUGUUUCCAAGCCAAAACUGAAUCAUAGCAUUGACAAUCUCAUAAUAAAAUAAACAACAUGAGGCCAUUAGUCUAAAAAGAGAGUAAACUGAAUGGAGGCUUUUUUUAAUGUUUACUGAUUUGUUGCUUUUGAUGAGAUUAAGACAGAAGGGGAGGAAAAAAGAGAUAUGAAGUGACAGACCAGAAGUGAGGGUACAGUGUCUGCACGUUUAUGUAUACUUGCAUCAAAAAAUUGACGUACAAGCAUCAAUCUAAAAAGUAUUAAAAAAAUUUAAGAUGACAGAAACAAUGACGUCAGUGUACCUUAAAAUCAUUGUUUGAGUCAUGUAUGCAGCGAGUAUUGUCCAUGAUCUUUCUAGAUGUACCUUGUUGUAACCAUCGCAAUAAACAUGCGUUUGCUGGAUGUAAA
Molecule: messenger RNA, 4849 nt
Organism: Micropterus salmoides (largemouth bass)
Lineage: Eukaryota; Metazoa; Chordata; Actinopteri; Centrarchiformes; Centrarchidae
Gene: vgf
Product: VGF nerve growth factor inducible
Exons: 2
Coding region: 299-2485 (728 amino acids)
Molecular function (GO): neuropeptide hormone activity
Source: RefSeq, a predicted model, not a curated record